UAUAAAGAGGCUGCUGAUCGCCGUCUCUUGACGAAAGGAAAAGAGGAAUUUAGAGAUUAUGAAACUACCAGUAACUUCAUUUACAAAACUUUUUAACCAACGAUUCCGUGGACCUGUAUCCAGGAACAUCAAUCGGUCUUUCUACGCUACGAUGAGAGCUGCGAGGUAUUACGGUAUCAAGGACAUUCGUGUCGAGCAGGUCCCUGAGCCUUCAGUGCAGCCCGGACAAGUCAAGGUUGCUCCUAAAUUUGUUGGAAUCUGCGGCACAGAUCUGCACGAAUAUCUUGGAGGACCAAACUUUUGCCCAACCAAGCCUCACCCUCUCACAUCAGAAAGUAUUCCUGUAACACUUGGCCAUGAAUUCUCAGGAAUCAUCUCCGAAAUUGGCCCCGACGUAACCGGCUUCGAAGUAGGUCAGCCCUGCGCAGUUCAGCCAACCCUCUUCUGCGGCCACUGCGCUGCAUGCCACACCAGCGCCGAGAACGUCUGCCAUACCGGUGGUUUCCUCGGUCUCUCUGGCGGUGGCGGCGGUCUUUCCGAGUCAGUCUGUGUGAACGCGACGCACGUCUUUGCGCUGCCAAAAGACCUGCCCCUCGAGAUCGGAGCACUUGUCGAGCCGCUUUCUGUAGCGUGGCAUGCUAUGUCUGCGGCGCCGGAAAUCAACGAGAAGUCCAAGGUUACAAUUUUGGGCGGUGGGCCGAUUGGUUUGGCGAUGAUUUUGUGCUUGAAGGCCAAGGGCGUUAGUGAGAUUAUUGUUUCCGAAGUUGCCGCCUCGAGACAGGAGUUUGCGAGGCAGUUUGGUGCCACCAAGGUUGUGAACCCGAUCAAAGAGGACCUCAACGAGGUCGUUCUUGGCUUGACUGGUGGUUUGGGUGCUGAUGUUGUUUUCGAUUGCGCCGGUGUACCAGCGAGUGUCAAGGGUGCUUGUGAAGUCGUCAGAACAAGAGGCACUGUAGUAAACAUCGCAAUCUGGGAGAAGGAGAUACCUUUCAACCCUAAUUGGCUGACCUUCAAGGAGAGUGCCUACAAAUCUGUCUUGGGAUACCAACGGGAAGACUUCCAAGCGGUCAUCGAUAACCUCGCUUCUGGUGCAAUUAAGCCUAGCCAGAUGAUCACCAGAAAGAUCAAGAUGGAGAAUAUUGUCGAGGAUGGUAUCAAUGCGUUGAUCACCGAUAAAGACAACCAAGUCAAGAUCCUGGUGGAUAUCAAUGACAAAUAAUUGAAAUCAGGUGCAAUAACCCACAAGGAGUUAGGGGAGUUUGAGCUUGUUGUGCAAUAGCAAGUAGCCUUGAAUGAUAGUUUUCUAUUUGAAGCAACAUCCUGUAUUCUUUUCCCAGGUCCCUACUGCCGCACCUCCGUCCACGGCGGAAUGAA
This is a messenger RNA of Fusarium oxysporum Fo47, 1374 nucleotides long. RefSeq names its product chaperonin 10-like protein. Bases 59 to 1219 code for a protein of 386 amino acids. Gene Ontology annotation, biological process: butanediol biosynthetic process. NCBI's taxonomy places the organism in Eukaryota, Fungi, Ascomycota, Sordariomycetes, Hypocreales, Nectriaceae. The record is from RefSeq and is a predicted model, not a curated record. Gene Ontology annotation, cellular component: cytoplasm. The transcript has 4 exons. Gene Ontology annotation, molecular function: zinc ion binding; (R,R)-butanediol dehydrogenase activity.